GUUGAAUGACAAAACGAAAGUUCUCCACUUCACUGCAGUGAUUAUAUAAGCUAACAUGCUAGCUAGCUUUGUUUAUACAAACAUGACCGUGACAGCCAUAGAUUUGUAUAAUUAAAGAAUGAAUACGGCUGUAAAUCCCAUGGGUAAUGGAGAACUACUUUCAAAAACUUCAUUGGAUAUUGACAGUAAUUUACAAUAGAUGCCUUAAAAUGGAGAAGCCCCAGUGAUGAUGGAGUACCAGAAGAGCCCAGUGAAGGAGGAGAGCUCCAGAGAACGAGGCCUGCUCCACUUAUGGAGAGGCUACAGCAGUAGUGUGACCCCCGAACGAGUGCUUCUGUCCCGGCCAGUCCUCCAGGCUGCCCUCGGCAUCAGCCAUGGUAUCCUCCUGGCCGAAGGUGGGCUGGUGUACAGCUUCGGGGACCUGACGUGGCGGCAGGGCCUGAGGGUUCCUCCUACUUACCCUCUCCUUGAGUCUGUCCUCUCUGGUCAAUGUGUUGUGUCUGUAGCUGCAGGCUCCUUCCACUGUGGCGCCGUCACACGGGAAGGGGCUGUGUACAUGUGGGGAGAGAACUCCUCGGGGCAGUGUGGUCUGUCAGAGAGAGGCCUGGUCCCAGAUGCUAGCCUCGUCAGUAUGGUGGACUCUGAGGCUGUCCCUCCACAGAUCAUCAGGAUCCUGGAGGUAACCUGUGGGGAGCAGCACACUCUGGCUCUGUCUACCCAGCAUGAGGUGUGGGCCUGGGGCAGCGGCUGCCAGCUGGGUCUGGUCACCAGUGUGUUCCCUGUGUGGAGACCCCAGAAAGUGGAGCACCUGGCUGGGAGGCACGUAGUUCAGGUGGCGUGUGGAGGAUACCACAGCCUGGCCCUGGUGCGACGCUUCCCUGCACAAGACUCUCAGUUCCCUCGGCCGACAGCUACUGAUAAGUGUUCCCAGUGCAACCAGCUGCUCUUCUCUAUGGUGGAUCAAGAGGACCAUGUCAUCAUCAGCCACAGCCACUAUUGCCCCCUAGGGAUUGAGUUGGCUGAUAGCAAACCAGGGAGCUGCUCGAGAUCCAGACAGGCCUCCCCAGCCAGACAGGCCUCCCAAUCUAGACAGGCCUCCCCAGCCAGACAGGCCUCUCUAGCCCAGAGACACCGAGCCUCUGCCUGCCCGCUCUCUCAGACAGUCAGCCUUGAUCUGGGCCUUGACCCAGACCUAGCCCAAGACCCAGACCCCAUUAUAGGCCCAGAAUACCUAUUUCCUGGUGACACUGACAGUUCUCUCAGAGAGUCUGGCUCCAAAGAACAAACUAACCAAGAGGAUACUGGUACCUCUGACCUUCAAAGACAAGGCCCUGGGACUUUGACAGAGACGGACAGUAACUCGGCUCAAACACAGGCGAGGAGGAAAACCUCAUCUUCAACCGACAAGAAGGAACUGAAGGAAUACCUCAAGAGAACGUCUGAUCACAUCCUGUCUGAACAGAAUGACAAUAACAACACAGGGAAUCCAAUCACCUUAGCCAAUCAGACAACAGGGGAUUCACUCUCCUUAGCCAAUCAAACAGCAGAGGAUUCACUCACCUUAGCCAAUGAAACAGCAGAGGAUUCACUCACCUUAGCCAGUCAUAGCUCAGGAGAUCUACUCACCCUGGUAAGUCAUGUCCCAGGACAGUGCCUAAACGGCGACCUACCUGAUCAAGACCAACCUUCUACCUUAACACCAUAUCUUCUACCACAAUCUACAGACGACACCACCAUGGCAUCCAGCCUAUCAUGUUCACUACUAGAGAACUACACGGGUGCCUUAGUUAUGGAACAUACCUUAGCCUUAACGGGCCGUGCUGCCUCAGCCUCACCCUUCGAGGUAAACACCCCUUUAGGCAUCGGCUCCACCAGCAGACUCUGUGACUCAUCUAAGAGUGAAGGGUGUAUCCCAGUCGCAGGGCUGUGCGAGGCUCUGUCUGGGCCUGUCAUGGCAUACAGGAAGACCAACCAGGAAGUGCGUCUCUGUAUGGAGGAGGACUCCUUGCAAGGGAAGAAAUGCUCCAGUCUGACUGAUAUCCUGCUGGAGGAGGUCAUCGAGGGGAGUAGACGGCACUCACUACCUCCUCUCCUCUCUCAUGCAUCCCCUGAGCUCCCCGGCAGGAGGAGCGCCCGCUCCAGGCCCAAUGUGCCCAGGAAGGAGGAGGUAGUGGAGUCUCUGCCCUCCCUGAACACAGAGGUGUGGAGCUGGGGCCGGGGGCAGGAGGGACAGCUGGGCCACGGAGACCAGCUACCCAGGCUCCAGCCGCUGUGUAUCAAGAGCCUGAAUGGAGAGGAGGUAGUGAAGGUAGCGGCAGGAACACACCACUCUCUGGCCCUUUCUGCACAGUGUCAGGUGUUUUCGUGGGGCAGCAACAGAUCCGGCCAGUUGGGACACAUGAACAGCCCCACUACCAUGCCUCAACAGGCCAAGAUGUCAAAGGGUCUGCGUGUGUGGGACCUGGCAGCUGGGCAGAGCCACAGUGUUUUCCUGGCUGAUGGUGACUGCUGCCAGCCCAUCCUCUGUUACAGUGGUCAACAGGUGAUGGAGACCACACCUGAGAACCACAUACCUGGGACCGGGUCAACUGAGAGCUCUCCGUCUAGAACUGACACGUACACCCUCAGACCUGUCCUACUGCCCUUCUGUGUGAAUAUGGGCUACAUCAGCAGUGUGUAUGGCGGAGGACAGUCCUGUCUAGCCCAGGCUGACCUCAACGUGAUGGGGUUCAUCUCUGCUCUUCACGAGCUGGCUGCAGCAGACAGGAAGUAUUACUGCAGGCUCAGAGACGUCAACAAGCGGGUGGUCAGCCCUCUACUGAAGAAAGAGUCUGUGUGCACGGUGUUGGGCCAGACGUCCAGCCUGCUGUUCCAGUCCCUGGCUAGUAGCUACAGCAGGCUCUGUCACCUGACAGGACAACACUCCGUUUCCCUUACAGCCUUCCUCCAUACUGACCGGGACGUCAAGGGACUGGUCAUCCUGAAACACGCUAACACCUUCCUGGACAUGUAUAAAGAGUACUGUGGCUCAGUGGGUAAUUUCCUGGUUAUGGGGGGAUUCCAAGCCCUCAUGAAGCCCUCUGUGGAGUGUUUUGGUAAGAAGUUUGAGGUUUUGCGACAGCUGUCAGAGUCCAGUGAAGACAAGGUUCCUCUGUUGGACCUGUUGGUGUUGCUGUUCUACUCUCCUAUGCAACACAUCCACGAGUACGCCAGGCUGCUGCUCAAACUGGCCACCUGUUUCGAUGUGAGUACAGUGGAAUACCAGAGGCUGCAGGAGGGCUGCUCCAAGUAUGAGGCGCUGUCUCUCAGCCUGGGGAGGAAGAGGAAGGAGGCAGAGACAACAAACCAAUUCUGGAGGACAUAUUCUGGGAAAACUACUGAUGUCCUCCGUAAUCCCCAGCGCAGGCUGGUGUAUGAGAGUAGCAACAAGAGCCUGACCCUCCAGAACGCCGGGAGGUUCUCUGUUAACUGGUUCAUCCUGUUCAACGACGCUCUGAUUCAUGCACAGGGUACCAUCCCCUCUAAGAGCUUUUUCUCAUCUCAUCAUGUCUACUCCCUGGCUACUCUCUGGGUGGAACCCAUCACUGCCAGCAGGAACCUGUAUGGAAUUAAGGUGACAACUCCAGAGGAGAGCUUCACUCUGAUAGCAUCCUCAGCUCAGGAGAAGGCUAAGUGGCUGAGGGCUAUUAACCAGGCCGUGGAGGCGGUGUUGACCGGAGAGGGGAGCGGUCCUGGGGUCCCCGCUGUCUCUCGUACCGCCUCCUACAUCUUCUACAAAGACCUACGUCUGAAGGAUGCCUCCUACUCAGGCCGCUGGCUGUCUGGCAAACCCCACGGCAAAGGGAUCAUGAAAUGGCCAGAUGGCAGAAAGUUCACAGGGACCUUUAAACAAGGACUGGAGGACGGCUAUGGAGACGGUAUAAUGCCAAACAAGAUCCUCAACAAGAGUGAUCGUUACCAGGGCCACUGGAGAGAUGGGAAGAUGCAUGGCUUUGGGACAUACAGGUAUGCUACAGGCCAGGUGUAUGAGGGAUCCUUCCAUGAGAACAUCCGUCAGGGCCAUGGGAUGCUGAGCUCUGGGAAGCUGAUUGGCUCUUCUUCCAGUGUGUUCGUUGGCCAGUGGCUUCAAGACAAGAAGAUGGGAUAUGGAGUGUUUGAUGACAUCACUAGAGGAGAGAAGUACAUGGGCCUGUGGUCUGAUGACCAGCGACAAGGCAGUGGUGUGGUAGUCACUCAGUUUGGUCUUUACUAUGAAGGGACCUUCAGUGACAACAAGAUGAUGGGUACUGGUCUGCUAGUGUCUGAUGAUGACACAGCUUUUGAGGGAGAGUUCUCAGAAGACUGGACCCCUAAUGGCAAGGGUUACCUGUCCAUGUCCAAUGGAGACUCCAUAGAGGGUCUGUUUAGUGGAGAGUGGACCUCAGGGCUGAAGAUCACGGGAACCUACAUGAAGCCUAACCUCUAUGAACCUGACAAGAAGCAAUCAACCAGGGGGCUUGAGUUGGGCCGUCUAGCCGUAUCCCCAGAGCAGAAGUGGAAGGCAGUGUUCUCAGAGUGUUGGAGCAGGCUGGGCUGUGAGGCCCCGGGACAGCCUGAGGAGAGAAUGAGGGCCUGGGAAAACAUCGCUGUUACACUCACCACAGGACGCAGAGACAGUCCAGAGCUGCUGAGCAGGUCUCAGAGUCGAGUCCUGGAGAAACUGGAGGUGAUUCCUCAACACACAGGUCCAGUUACUACUGGGGGGUAUGACGUCAUCCAACGAUACCUCACCAAGGCCUGCGAAACCCCCCUCCACCCGUUGGGGGGGUUACUGGAGACCCUCGUGACUGUGUACAGGAUUACCUAUAUAGGGGUAGGAUCUAACAGAAGGUUGCUACAACAGGCUGUGGAAGAGAUCAGGUCCUACCUCAUACGGAUCUUCCAGCUGGUCAGGUUUCUGUUCCCUGACCUCCCUGACGAGGGAGGUGUUAUUCACCCUGACCCCAAAGGAUCCUCAGAAACAGACCAGCAAGGCUUGGUGGUGAGUAGCUCCACUCUCCUACUACCAGUCCUGCUGCCCAGGCUGUACCCUCCUCUGUUCACCCUGUAUGCCCUGGACAAGGAGAGAGAGGAGGAGGUGUACUGGGACUGUGUCCUGAGGCUCAACAAACAGCCUGACCUGGGCCUGUUGGCCUUCCUUGGGGUCCUACAGAAGUUCUGGCCGGUCUCCGUCUCCGUGUUGGGAGAGAAGCAGCAGGUCCUUCCCAGCACCAAAAAUGCUUGCUUUGCUUCUGCAGUGAAGACUUUACAACAGAUCAGCACCACCUUCACCCCGUCAGACAAGCUGCAGGUGAUCCAGCGUACCUUUGAGGAGCUGAACCAGGAAGUACAAGCUCUGCUAGAGGGGAACUUCCUGUUGUCCAUGGAUGACCUCUUACCUCUGUUUCUCUACGUGGUGCUUAGAGCACGGAUGAGGAACCUGGCUGCUGAGGUGAGUUUGAUAGAAGAUCUAAUGGACCCCUAUCUGCAGCACGGAGAGCUGGGACUCAUGUUCACCACACUCAAGGCUUGCUGUUUUCAGAUCCAACAGGAGAAGACGACAUAGGGAAGAGGAGGUGCCUUCUACAAUGGAAGUCGGCGGAGGGUCCCAUUUCUCAUUCCGUCGACUCCAGACAACCAGAGAUGGAUUAUCCCCUGGCUAAAAACAUGUUGUUGUUUUUUUACCAUUAUUUAUACAGGGAAGUCCCAUUGAGGCCGACGUCUCUUUUGCAAGGGAACCCUGCUUCACCAAAAGGGAACCCUGCUUCACCAAAAGGGAACCCUGCUUCACCAAAAGGGAACCCUGCUUCACCAAAAGUAACAAACCAAUACAAAGUGCACGAAGGGAAUUUGUGAAACAAUUAUAACAAAGGCCAGCGCAUGAGAAAUACAAUUAGAAACAUGUAUACUAAAUGUUUAAGAGAUACAGUGAAAAGAGAGGUCUAGAUUUCAGGUACUGCUGCCUUAUGACAAAGGGAACUUUUAUGCAACCACCCUGAGAAGAUUGAAGAAUCUUUUUUUGUUUUAUCCUGACUAUCUUUAAUCCUGACUGACUAUCUUUAGUCCUGACUGACUAUCUUUAGUCCUGACUGACUAUCUUUAGUCCUGACUGACUAUCUUUAGUCCUGACUGACUAUCUUUAGUCCUGACUGACUAUCUUUAGUCCUGACUGACUAUCUUUAAUCCUGACUGACUAUCGUUAAUCCUGACUGUUUAAUCCUGACUGACUAUCUUUAAUCCUAACUGACAAUCUUUAAUCCUAAUUGACUAUCUUUAAUCCUGAAUGACUAUCUUUAAUCCUGACUGACUAUCUUUAAUCCUAACUGACAAUCUUUAAUCCUAAUUGACUAUCUUUAAUCCUGAAUGACUAUCUUUAAUCCUGAAUGACUAUCUUUAGUCCUGACUGACUAUCUUUAAUCCUAACUGACUAUCUUUAAUCCUGACUGACUAUCUUUAAUCACGACUAUCUUUAAUCAUGACUGACUAGCUUUAAUCAUGACUAUCUUUAAUCCUGACUGACUAUCUUUAAUCCUGACUGACUAUCUUUAAUCAUGACUAUCUUUAAUCCUGACUGACUAUCUUUAAUCCUGACUGACUAUCUUUAAUCAUGACUAUCUUUAAUCCUGACUGACUAUCUUUAAUCCUGACUGACUAGCUUUAAUCCUGACUGACUAGCUUUAAUCCUGACUGACUAGCUUUAAUCCUGACUGACUAGCUUUAAUCCUGACUGACUAGCUUUAAUCCUGACUGACUAGCUUUAAUCCUGACUGACUAGCUUUAAUCCUGACUGACUAGCUUUAAUCCUGACUGACUAGCUUUAAUCCUGACUGACUAGCUUUAAUCCUGACUGACUAGCUUUAAUCCUGACUGACUAGCUUUAAUCCUGACUGACUAGCUUUAAUCCUGACUGACUAUCUUUAAUCCUGACUGACUAGCUUUAAUCCUGACUGACUAGCUUUAAUCCUGACUGACUAGCUUUAAUCCUGACUGACUAGCUUUAAUCCUGACUGACUAGCUUUAAUCCUGACUGACUAUGUUUAAUCCUGACUAUCUUUAAUCCUGACUGAUUAUCUUUAAUCCUGACUAUGUUUAAUCCUGACUGACUAUCUUUAAUCCUGACUGACUAUCUUUAAUCCUGACUGACUAUCUUUAAUCCUGAUUAUCAUUAAUCCUGACUGUCUUUUAUCCUGCACUUUUUGGGGAAUAUUCAGAGGUGGAAACUUCAUGUGGGAAUUAACGGGAAAAUAUGGGAAUUAAUGGAAAUAUAUGCACAUUUAUAUGAAUACCAUUUCAAUGUAGAUUAUUUUUGCGUUGGAUAUAUUUACCAUAUAUGGAGACAGAAACAGAAACCUUUUACCUUAUCAUAAGUAGACAUUUUUGCAAAUGAUUAAAUUCUUCCAAUAGAAA
Molecule: messenger RNA, 7425 nt
Organism: Oncorhynchus kisutch (coho salmon)
Lineage: Eukaryota; Metazoa; Chordata; Actinopteri; Salmoniformes; Salmonidae
Gene: als2a
Product: alsin Rho guanine nucleotide exchange factor ALS2 a
Exons: 36
Coding region: 227-5584 (1785 amino acids)
Biological process (GO): regulation of GTPase activity; endosomal transport
Cellular component (GO): cytoplasm; centrosome; intracellular membrane-bounded organelle
Molecular function (GO): small GTPase binding; guanyl-nucleotide exchange factor activity
Source: RefSeq, a predicted model, not a curated record